This is a messenger RNA of Rosa rugosa (rugosa rose), 425 nucleotides long. Its product is annotated as ubiquitin. The transcript has a single exon. The record is from RefSeq and is a predicted model, not a curated record. The coding region runs from base 34 to 270 and encodes 78 amino acids. Gene Ontology annotation, molecular function: ubiquitin protein ligase binding; protein tag activity. Gene Ontology annotation, biological process: modification-dependent protein catabolic process; protein ubiquitination. Gene Ontology annotation, cellular component: nucleus; cytoplasm. Lineage: Eukaryota; Viridiplantae; Streptophyta; Magnoliopsida; Rosales; Rosaceae.
UGAAUUUCAUCUUUUCUCGAUUCAAUCGCAACCAUGCAGAUCUUCGUGAAAACCCUAACCGGCAAGACCAUCACCCUCGAGGUCGAGAGCUCUGACACGAUUGACAACGUCAAGGCCAAGAUCCAAGAUAAGGAGGGAAUCCCGCCAGACCAGCAGAGGCUCAUCUUCGCAGGAAAGCAGCUCGAUGAUGGCCGAACUUUGGCUGAUUAUAAUAUUCAGAAGGAAUCUACACUCCACCUUGUCCUUCGUCUCCGCGGUGGUGAUUUCUGAGAUAGAUUGAUGGUGUCUGUUUGGUGGAUAAGUGUUUUGUUAUGGUGGUUUGGAUUGGCAAGACGGCAAAUUUGUUUGAAUUUCUUUAGGGCUUUUUGGUUAUGUUUGUGAAGACUAUAGUCUAGUUUAGAUUGGCAAGACGGCAAGUUUGUUGA